AACUUCUUCUUCUACUGUAAGAACCCAAUGCUCGUUUAGUCUUUUUAGGAGCCGCUUUGCUGUAACGGGCAUCUUAUUCUUCUUCCUCUUCCUGUUUCUUCUCCUGCAUAAUCGGUCUUUUCCGAAUUCCCCGGAAUCUCAGGUUCUUAUUACUGUCUACUGUCCUGAGAUAUGCAACUGAGGUUGUUGUAAUUGAGCUAGGAAAAUAGUAUCCUGUCUGUGUCUGUUUGCUAUGGACGAGUUUGUGAAUAGAUCCAUCUGCAAUUCUUAUAAAGCAAACAACAGAUUAUCCGUGACAAUUUUGGAAUCAACAACAACCCAGAUAUUGAAUUUCAACGACAGAUAUGAAUUAGGACAACAAUUAGGAUUAGGACAAUUCGGAAUCAUCAGAGAAUGCUUUGAUAAGUUAACGGGCGAGGUUUUUGCUUGCAAAUCGAUCAAUAAAGAUAGGUUGGUGACGCCAGAUGACUUGAGAAGUGUUAAACUUGAGAUUGAGAUCAUGACUCUAUUAUCAGGUCAUCCAAAUGUGGUUGAUUUGAAGGCAGUUUAUGAAGAGGAGACUUAUGUUCAUCUGGUGAUGGAACUCUGUGCUGGAGGUGAACUCUUCCAUCAGCUUCAGAAUCAUGGAAGGUUCUCUGAAAGCGAUGCUCGUGUUCUGUUUAGACAUCUUAUGCAAGUCGUUGUUUAUUGCCACGAAAAGGGUAUUGUUCAUCGCGAUCUAAAGCCUGAAAACAUCCUAUUACUUAAGAAAUCUUUCACUUCGCCUAUUAAAUUGGCUGAUUUUGGUCUUGCCACUUAUUACAAACCAGGGCAGAGUUUAUAUGGGACAGUUGGAAGUCCUUUCUAUAUAGCUCCCGAGGUUCUAGCAGGUGGUUAUAAUCAAUCUGCAGACGUUUGGAGUGCUGGGGUUAUCCUUUACAUACUUCUCAGUGGGAUCCCUCCGUUUUGGGGAAAGACAAAAUCGAAGAUCUUUGAUUCGGUUAGGGCUGCUAAUCUUCGAUUUCCGUCUGAUCCUUGGAGCAGAGUAUCAGCUUCGGCUAAAGAUUUGAUAACCGGAAUGUUACUCAUUGAUCCUUCAAAGAGACUUACAGCCAGUCAAGUCUUAUCUCAUUCUUGGAUUAAAGAAGAAGAACAAGAACAAGAAACAUCAUCAUCAUCGAUCAUUGGAGAGACAAACAACUUCUUGAUGGAGAGAAGCGAAGAUUGCAGCUUUACUUACGCGUCUCCCCCAAAUUUGGGGAGAAUUCAAAGGAGGAGCGAUUCGCCACCCGUAUUUACAUGUCAGUCCUCGUUUUCGUCUUUUCUGGUUGAGAAUGAGAAUCCUUCUUGUCCUGUAGCUGUGCCCUUUUCUUUAAGCAGUUGUUCUGAAUCUGAUAUGCCGGAGUUUUCAUCGCCAAUUCCAUCGUUGCCAAGCUUUACUUUCUUUAGUCCGAGUUCAACUAUCAAGCAAGAGGAUAAUACUAAAGAUUCGGUCGUGGAUAAGGUUUUUACAUUUGAUCAUACGCCGGAGCUAAUUGUAACUGAUCGGAGGUUAGAGUUUCGAAGGGGUAAGCAUAGCAAGAGGAAUCAUACAAUUGGACAUGGGGAGCUUGAACUUGCUGCAGUUACAGAAUCAGUCAUCCGAUGGGCGUCUUGCACACAUAUUUCUAGCUCUUCGUCGCUGAGAUCUUCGCUCGUUUGUUAGAAUAAAUGAUUUUUUUUCUAGCGGGUUAUGUUUUUUUGUUUUCUUCCGUUAUGGAUUGACAUGCCUUUUUGUAUAAUUUAAGUGUUUUUCCAGUGAAAUCCAUUUUCUCUUAA
This is a messenger RNA of Impatiens glandulifera, 1797 nucleotides long. RefSeq names its product calcium-dependent protein kinase 17-like. Gene Ontology annotation, biological process: peptidyl-serine phosphorylation; intracellular signal transduction; protein autophosphorylation. Lineage: Eukaryota; Viridiplantae; Streptophyta; Magnoliopsida; Ericales; Balsaminaceae. The transcript is spliced from 5 exons. The coding region runs from base 233 to 1684 and encodes 483 amino acids. The record is from RefSeq and is a predicted model, not a curated record. Gene Ontology annotation, cellular component: nucleus; cytoplasm. Gene Ontology annotation, molecular function: calmodulin binding; ATP binding; calcium-dependent protein serine/threonine kinase activity.